Molecule: messenger RNA, 1958 nt
Organism: Condylostylus longicornis
Lineage: Eukaryota; Metazoa; Arthropoda; Insecta; Diptera; Dolichopodidae
Gene: Alg9
Product: alpha-1,2-mannosyltransferase ALG9
Exons: 4
Coding region: 38-1858 (606 amino acids)
Biological process (GO): protein N-linked glycosylation
Cellular component (GO): endoplasmic reticulum membrane
Molecular function (GO): alpha-1,2-mannosyltransferase activity
Source: RefSeq, a predicted model, not a curated record
AGUUUGUUUGCAUCAUUCACCAUAUCAAAAUAAGAGGAUGGUUCGGCAUCGAUUUUCUGAUUCAAAUCAUCAAAUAGUUUCAAAAAAAACUUUGAAGAAAUUAAACAAAGAAACAAAUUUGGCACGGAAUAAAAAUAUAUCAAAUGGACAAUCUUCUAGUCAAAAGACACAUUCUGCUGUUCCUGGUAUAGAUACCGCAUUCAAAGUAUUUUUAAGUGCAAGAUUUUGUAGUGCAAUUUGGGCAUAUAUAAGUGAUUGUGAUGAAACAUUUAAUUACUGGGAACCAUUGCAUUAUAUUAUUUAUGGCCAUGGCUUGCAAACGUGGGAAUAUAGUCCGCAAUUUGCUCUACGAUCCUAUACAUAUCUGAUGUUGCAAGGAGUUCCAGGUUGGAUAUACAAUAAAAUCUUCGAACCUAGUCCGUUAUUGAUAUUUUACUUUACAAGAUGUAUGCUGGCGCUAGUCUGUGCAGUAAUCGAGCGAUAUUUUUAUAAAGCUGUCGCAAGGGAAUUCGGCAUCCAUAUUGCUCGACUUUGGCUUAUAUUUCAAUUAUUUAGUGUUGGAAUGUUUAUAUCAAGUACCGCUUUGCUUCCAAGCUCAUUUUCAAUGUAUUUUGGAACUGCAGCGUUGGCUGCGUGGUGGCUUCAAAAUUACAAUUUAGCAAUAUUUUUCAUUGCUAUUUCUGCAUUAUUAGGAUGGCCUUUUGCAGCUUUAGUUGGGCUUCCACUUGCAUAUGACAUGUCAGUUAGAGCUAGAAAGUGGAGAAGUUUUUUAAUAUGGGCAGCUAUAUCAGCAGUAACCAUAUUGUUGCCAAUGAUUGCUAUAGAUACUAGUUUCUUUGGUAAAAUUACUGUUGCUCCACUUAAUAUAAUAUUAUACAACGUGUUCACAGAACAUGGUCCGAAUUUAUAUGGAACUGAACCUUACUCAUAUUAUUUAAUAAACGGAUUUUUAAAUUUUAAUAUAAUUUGGUUAUUUGCUUUAGUUGCACCAGUUAUGUUAAUAUUUGAGUACUUACUUGUGCCAGCGAAAUCGCGAAGCACAUUAAAUUAUCCGGCUUAUUUAACAUUGUCACCGUUUUAUUUAUGGCUGCUUGUAUUUAUUAUCCAACCACAUAAAGAAGAGCGGUUCUUAUUUCCUAUAUAUCCAAUGAUAAGUUUAUGUGGUGCUAUAACUGUCGAUAUAUUUCAAAAAUUAAUUUUUCGUAUAAGAUGCUUAUUUAGACAAUUUAAAAAUGGUGUUCACUAUCUUGAUGAUACUAUGGUGUUUGCGAUUGCUGUAAUGUUAGUGAGUGCUGGUAUAGGAAUGUCUAGGAUUCUGGCACUAUAUAGAAAUUAUCAUGCUCCUAUGAAUCUACUUCUCGAAUUAAAUGAGUUUAAAAAUAGUCCUCAAUUUCGAGAAGAUAAUACUUAUAACGUAUGCAUUGGAAAAGAUUGGUAUAGAUAUCCAACAAGUUUUUUAUUACCUUCGAAACAUUUUCGCAUACGAUUUUUAAAAUCAGAAUUCAAAGGUAUUUUGCCAGCGUAUUAUUCAAAUGGAGACAACGCAACAGCUAUAAUCCAUCCAUAUUUUAAUGACAUGAAUCAGGAAGAUGAGCGAAUGUACUUUGAUUAUGAUAAGUGCAAUUUUUUAAUAGAUUUAGAUAUCGGAAAGUACACAAUGUUAGAGCCAAAUUAUUCAGCACGUAAAGAAUGGUCAAUAAUGAAAGCAAUUCCAUUUCUAAAUACGGAAAAUUCUAACAAAAUUCUUCGAGCCUUUUACAUUCCAUUUUUAUCUGAAAAAUAUAUCACUUAUGGAAGUUUUAAUUUAUUAAAAAGGAAGAAAUUCAAAAGUCCACAGGGAAAGAAGGAGGAGGCAUAAGUAUAUUACAGAAAAAUGCAUUUUUCUUUUAUCAUAGCAUUUAUCAUUAAAAGUAUGUGAUUUGUACCAAAUUUAAAUAAUAUAAUUAUUUUUUAUUUAA